Messenger RNA from Chilo suppressalis (striped riceborer), 2244 nucleotides. The record is from the annotation of a GenBank genome assembly. Lineage: Eukaryota; Metazoa; Arthropoda; Insecta; Lepidoptera; Crambidae.
AUGUUUGUAGAUUCACAAAUAUCUCUUAACGAAGAAUCUUCAGAGAUAAUAGAUAAAAGUUAUUCCUUUCGAAGCGCUUCGGAGGAGAGUUUCUCAUGUGACGAUGAAGACGAAUGCUUAGCACGGGAGCUGAUGCACAAAAUGACCCCAGCGGUCCUCAGCAAGUUGAGACGUAGCUUCAAGAAGAAUCGAGAUAAGAAUCACACGAACGAUAUAGACAGAAGGGUAGAGCAAGUGAUGCGCGCGGCGGCUGCAGAGGAAGGAAUAGAAUUCGCUGCGCCUGCGACUGUAUCCGAGCACGCCCUAUGUCUCGACGAAGACGGCUUCGUCAACGCCAUAAACACUAUAUUCGGUGAUCACAAGUUCUCAACGCACGCACAGAAACUGUUCCGUCUUCUUGACCCGUUCAGUAGCGGGCGGGUGUGGUGGCGGCAGCUCAUCAACCGCUUGGUAGCUGUGGGUGCGAAGAAGACAAGCUCCAGAGCUGAUGUAUGGAAACCAUUGAAGGGAGGGACGAUGAGAAGGCUGGAGCAUUGUAAGAGGGAAACCAUAGUGAAGUUAGUGAGUGUGGAGAAAGACGACUCGUUUUGCUACGUGGCCGUGUCGAAGGGAGGUCGAGUCGGCAUUUACAGUGGAGAACUGCGGCUGCUGGCUUCCUAUGAGGUAUUUUAUCACAGAACUGGAGUCCGUCGACGAGUAAAAAGCUCUUGGAUCACCGAUGCAAUUUAUUUGAGUGACGUGAAAUGCUUUAUUCUGUCGGCUUCGGACAGAAGUUUGACGGUAUACGAUGCUACCACGCUCACACAUACACCGAUAUUUUGUAUUACUGGCCUCCCAAAUAUACCAAUGUGCCUCGCCUUCACACCAAUGUCUUCAACUCGCAGUACAUCAGAAUUAGCUCUUGGUUCUGAACGCGGAGAUCUUUUAAGGAUAAGAUUUCUGCAACCGAGAAUAUCUUUAUUCUACAGCAAGACUCCGGAGAACAUCAACUAUUACUUCUGGAGCGAGUUAUCAUCACCUCCCCAUACGACAUAUUGCGCUAUCACCACAUGGCGUAACGUCCAUUCGCGAACCAUACGAAGAGUCGCUUACACGCGAGACGGGGAGAUAUUGCUGUCCUGCUCUCACGACUCUUUGGUCAGCGUCAGAUCUCGCAACGUGCCGGGGAAGUUGGAUGACUAUUUGUUUAGAGUUCAGAGGGGCGUUACCUGCUUCCACAUAAUAUCUCCCCUGCAUCUACUGGCUACAGGUAGUCCCGACGGCAUUGUUCGUCUAUGGGAAACCACACAGCAGACCCCGUUCGCUUUACUGGCAGCGCCUUCCACUCCCGCUAUACUUGACGUGGCUGUGCUGGCAGCUGACGAGAUAGUACUGGCGUACUGCAACAACUGCACUAUCCACAUCUGGGAUAUGUACGAAGAGUGCUUACUUCAAAGCAUCAAGUUGAAGUUUCCUUUCCUCGGUGUGCUUGGAAAAAGAGUGGAAUUUGGAACUUAUUGCAUCCAUCCUGGACCAGCAAGAAAGUCCCUGUCAGACGAUGAUUCGUUAUCCGAACCUCCGUUAGAAGUGUUCUCGCGUCGAGGGUCCAGCGUGUACCAGGGAUCUACGGGCGGGUUGAUAUUACAACCGGAGACCAAAGACGACUGGCAGUCGAGGAGCUUGGAACAAGAACCAGAAUACAUUCGCUUCAACCGCGGAGAACUACUGUUCACCUGCUGUGACUACAUCAGUGUCGUCAAACUCAGAGACGUGGAGCUGGGAGAACUGUUACCGCCACCUGGAGACACGCUGCGAGCCAGGAGACCUUCUAUAUGGGAGCUACCUGAGGAUAUGAUGAUGGCGCCUCUGUCGUCCCCCGCGUCACCCCGCUCCCCGCGCGCGCCGUCGCCGCGACUGCUGGCGCCAUCUACUGCAGAGUUCCCCACACACGAUCUGGACGCUUUGUUAACGAACGCCGGUCUUGAAGGAAUCCUGCAAAAAGACUUUGUUCUGAUGCAAGGACUAAAGCAAGACUUGAACAGGAAACUUGCUGACAUGAAAGCCGAUACAAGCGAUAUGAUAGCGGCUGUAAACUCCGGAGCACCGUACUUAGCUCUGAAGACUUUUGAGCCUGUGGCUAUGGACCCAGUGGACGAUAUGAUGGAAGAGUACAAACGAGUCAUGAAGUUAUUCCCGGGAUCAAGUGUAGCUGGUACUCCAACCGGUAGCCAAUCCUCAACUCUAAGGAGGAGUCCAAGAUUAUGA